CUCUCAGUUUUCCUUGGCAGACCCACGCUCUCCGCUGACAGUGAGCGAAGCUAACUGUCAAGUACUCGCGUGUGGUGCCAUUCAAAUUAAGUGGCUAUCCUGUGAUCUAAUUUAUCGGGAGCGGUCACCACACGAGCAGUUAGCUUUCAUAAGGCGCUCGGGAUUCGCUUUUACUCGUUGUUGACAGGCGACAAAGGGACGCAACAAAGAUGUCUAAAGACACGGAAGGAAAGAGUGAGAAAAUUAUGGAUAUGGAGAGCAAGGUUCUGUGGUACCCGGACUCCAAGAGGAACACACAGAUGGACAAGUUUAGGAUACAGGUCAACGAGGACUACGGUCUUAAUCUGGCCAACUACAGUGACCUGUACCAGUGGUCAGUGGACUGCUACGCAGAGUUCUGGACAGAGGUGUGGCGCUUCUGUGGAAUCGUGAGCUCCAAGCCGUAUGAAGAGGUGUUGGAUGUAUCCAAACGGAUCUCAGAUGUUCCCGAGUGGUUUAAAGGGGCUCGGCUCAACUACGCGGAGAAUCUGCUCAAACAUGCAGACCAUGACAAAGUGGCUCUUUAUGCUGCAAAAGAGGCAAACGAGGAGAUCGUGAAGGUGACUUUUGGGGAACUGAGGCGUGAUGUGGCGUUGUUCGCUGCAGCCAUGAGGAGGAUGGGAGUCCAGACUGGAGACAGGGUUGUAGGUUACCUACCCAAUGGUAUCCAUGCAGUGGAAGCAAUGUUAGCAGCAGCCAGCAUCGGAGCUAUUUGGAGCUCCACAUCUGUUGACUUUGGAGUCAAUGGUGUCCUUGACAGGUUUUCUCAAAUUCAGCCCAAACUGAUAUUCUCUGUUGCUGCUGUAGUUUAUAACGGGAAAACGCACGACCACAUGGAAAAGCUGACCAGUGUUGUGAAAGGUUUGCCAGAUUUGCAGAAAGUUGUUGUGAUUCCUUACGCUCGCGCCAGACAUGAAACUGACCUUUCCAAAAUCCCAAACAGUGUAUUCAUAGAUGAUUUCUUGGCAUCUGGGCGUGGCGAGGGUGACCAGUUCCCUCAGCUGGAGUUUGAGCAACUUCCAUUCAAUCAUCCUCUAUUCAUUAUGUAUUCCUCUGGAACCACAGGAGCUCCUAAAUGUAUGGUCCACUCUGCUGGGGGCACUCUCAUCCAGCACUUGAAAGAACACAUUCUCCAUGGGAAUAUGACCAGCAGUGAUGUCAUCAUUUACUACACUACGACUGGCUGGAUGAUGUGGAACUGGCUGGUAUCUUCACUGGCAGUGGGAGCCUCAGUCGUUUUGUAUGAUGGUUCACCACUAAUGCCGACUCCCAAUGUACUGUGGAACCUGACAGACCAGCUGGGCAUCACUAUCUUUGGUACCGGGGCCAAGUGGCUGGCUGUGCUGCAGGAGAGGAACCUGAAACCCUCGGAAACACACAAUCUCCAGUCUCUCCACACUAUCCUCUCUACUGGAUCUCCUCUCAAACCUCAGAGCUACGAUUACGUCUACCGCUGCAUAAAGAGCACCGUGAUGCUGGGCUCCAUUUCAGGUGACUCAAUAACACCAAUAACAUCUUGUCAUGUUUCAUUGGGCCAGAACCCAACCGUUCCAGUGUAUCGAGGUGAGAUCCAAUCAAGAAAUCUCGGCAUGGGCUGUGGAAGCUGGAACCCUGACGGUAAGCCUGUGUGGGGAGAGAGUGGGGAGCUCGUCUGCUUGAAGCCAAUCCCCUGCCAGCCAACGCACUUCUGGAAUGACGAGAAUGGAAGCAAAUACCAUAAAGCUUACUUUUCUACAUUUCCUGGGGUGUGGGCCCACGGAGACUACUGUAAAAUCAAUCCAAAGACACGGGGCAUUGUCAUGCUGGGCAGAAGUGACGGUACGCUGAACCCCAACGGAGUCCGAUUCGGCAGCUCAGAGAUCUACAACAUUGUGGAGGCGUUUGAAGAAGUGUCAGACAGUCUUUGUGUACCACAGUACAAUGCUGACGGAGAAGAGAGAGUUAUUUUGUUCUUAAAGAUGGCGCCCGGUAAGCCCUUCUGUCCAGAGUUGGUGGCGAAGAUUAAAGGAGCCAUUAGAAAAGCCCUGUCUGCCCGACACAUACCCGCCCUGCUGCUGGAGACCAGAGACAUUCCUUACACCAUCAGCGGGAAGAAGGUGGAGGUAGCUGUAAAACAAGUGAUCGCUGGUCGGGAGGUGACGCAAAGAGGAGCAUUCUCCAAUCCUGACUCACUGGACCUCUACAAAAACAUUCCUGAACUGCAAAAUUAUUAGAGAUGUGGCUUCCCAGAGCUGGAGAGAAGGUCUGCAAAGACAAAUAGCCUAAAAAGAUUUUAGUUUUGAUUUUAGACUAACUUUGUUUAAAAUUUACAGGUACAGGGUGAUGUACAAAGUGGGUAGCUUAAAGAGGCACCCUGCUCUGCAUACAGGGCGAAAGGGAGAUAAUGUGUGUCAGAAUAAUAUAUAACACUACCAUAUAACAUAAUAAUAAUAAUAAUAAUAAAUCGAUUGUUAUUUAGACAAAGAAACUUACUGUUCCAUUGACUAGUUUUCAUUUAAGUCAUCAAGUAGCUGCUCAUGGUCUACCAUGCUGUGCAGGUAAGUGUUAGGAAAGGGAAGACUGAAAGACUUUAGCUGUAAUAUCAAGUGUUUAGCAGUGCUUGUGAAUAAGCUCAUACUUUGAAGCCCUUGAAGAAAUGAAACGUAGCAUGGAGUGCUUUGCUUUGGCUUCACGCUUUGAUUGCUAUCAGUUACUGAAGAACCAUAUCUCCCUUUGUCACCUGCCGCUAACCCUGAUAAAAAUCCAUUGAGGUGUGCAGAUAAACAUGCACAUGCAUCUCAGAUUUACGCCUCAGCUUCCAUAUCGUC
Messenger RNA from Archocentrus centrarchus (flier cichlid), 2846 nucleotides. Its product is annotated as acetoacetyl-CoA synthetase-like. The record is from RefSeq and is a predicted model, not a curated record. Lineage: Eukaryota; Metazoa; Chordata; Actinopteri; Cichliformes; Cichlidae. Gene Ontology annotation, biological process: positive regulation of insulin secretion; lipid metabolic process. Gene Ontology annotation, molecular function: acetoacetate-CoA ligase activity.